AUGCCGAAAUGGAAAUCAGCGCUGUGGCUGGCAAUACCGCAAGACAACAGAGCAUCAGUGCCUCAGAUGUACCAACGUUACGCCGCCACAGCUGGAGCUCGUGAAAGCAACGAACAGCAGACAGAGAGCAACGACGCCACAGUCCAGCGGCUUCAAGACCAACAAGAAACCAUGCGUCUGUAUCACGCUCUGCUCGUGACUGCGGUUGCGCUGCUCGCCAGCAACGUCUCCGCCAGCUCGACCGACUGCGCAAUGACUCCUAUCGAGACCACCAGCGGAUCUGCUCCCAAGGACUCGUUCGACGGCUUCGACUCGUCCAACGACUCUCCGAUCCAGCAGGGCUCCACUACCAGCUCGGAUGUUGGUUCCAGUCAGGAGGUGUCCUCUGCCAGCGGUUCAUCGCCGAAGGACUCGUUCGACGGCUUUGACUCGUCAAACGACUCUCCAAUCCAGCAGGGCUCCGCCCCCGGCUCAGACGUUGGCUCUAGCCAGGAAGUGUCUUCGGCCAGCGGAUCUGCUCCCAAGGACUCGUUCGACGGCUUCGACUCGUCCAACGACUCUCCUAUUCAGCAGACCAGUUCGGAUCAGCUACAGUGGCCCCACUCCCGACUUCCCUGA
Phytophthora nicotianae INRA-310 is the source of this 618-nucleotide messenger RNA. RefSeq lists its product as hypothetical. The coding region runs from base 1 to 618 and encodes 205 amino acids. The record is from RefSeq and is a predicted model, not a curated record. The transcript has 3 exons. NCBI's taxonomy places the organism in Eukaryota, Oomycota, Peronosporomycetes, Peronosporales, Peronosporaceae.